GUGGCAAUAGCAACAUAACCUUACAAAAUUAAUAAAAUAAAAAUAUAAAAUUUCAAGGGGUUUUUACAAAUCUUAAUCCAUAACGAAUCUAAAAAUAUUACGGAAUCCAUGGCGUUUCUAUUUUUAAAUCGCGCCUGAAAUGACCGACGCCUCCCCGCAUCCGAAUGUAACAACGUACGGUUAUAUCAGUUUUCACCCGCUACUCGGCAACUUUUUAACAAGUUUUUGUUAUUAUUUUACUUAUUUCCUUCAGUCCCUAGAGGAGUACCUCGUAAACACAGUGGAGCACCUAAUUUUAGCUGUACUAGGAUACCUGGCAUUAUGUCUUUUAAUGUUUAUCUUUAUGGGCAUGUUAGGUUUCACCCGAGAGAUGAGAAAUGCCAAGAGGGUUCUCUUUGUCACUGCCCACCCAGAUGACGAAGUCAUGUUUUUCGGACCCAGCAUAAUGCAUUACGUUCAAAAACCUAAUUGUACUGUAUAUCUUAUGUGUCUGUCUUCAGGCAAAAACUAUGGUAUGGACAAAGUAAGAACCAAUGAACUGUAUGAAUCAUGUAAAAUACUAGGCAUUAAAGAAGAAAACAUAUUUGUACAUAACAACACGGAUCUUCCAGAUGCUAUGGAUGUACGGUGGCCCCUCGAAAUCAUUGCCAAACAUGUUAUUCAUACUGUCGAGGCUUUUAAUAUAACAAACAUAGUGACAUUUGAUAGGUAUGGUAUAUCUGGGCAUCAAAACCACUGUAGCAUAUAUUAUGCUAUUGCUAACCUAAUAUUAGAUGAAGAACUACCAAAAACAUGUGGAGUGUUUGUAUUAGAAACUGUAAAUAUUGUUAGAAAGUACGGGCUUAUUUUAGACAUCCCCAUAUCAUUUAUUAUGUCCAGGUUUCGCGUGUUGGGAGGUUUUCGGCAAAGGUCUCGCUUGUUUGAGGCAAUGUACAAACACAAGUCCCAACUAGUGUGGUUUCGCAGAUUAUACUUGUGGUCCUCCAGGUAUAUGCUCAUUAAUACUCUCACACAAGUAAACCUGGUUGACAUUGAGCUGGAUUACUUAGAAAUGGAAGAUUGACAGGGUAUUAUGACUGCAAGCUUUAAGUUUUAAAUGAAAAUUGUGUGAUUAAAUCAGAAGUUUAACUUCCACAUAAAUGGUAUUCAGUGUUACUUAGAUGGAUAGGUUUGUAAAAAUUAAUUUAAGGAUCCGCUUUAUUGAUGUUGUGAGCUAUGAUGAGUAAAUCUAAAUUGAUGUAUAUAUUUUUCAAGUUUUCUACUUUCGAUAAUGUGUGUACUCAUUUAGGGCUACGUUUUUUUAUAGUCGUCACAUAUCAUUUGUUAUUUGGAUUUUCAAAAAAUCUCAAUUUAAAAUGCUCGUUAUUCAAUAGGUGAAUAAUGAGAAUAGUUAAAUAAAUAGUCUUUUAAUUUAAUAAACGGCAUAAAGAUGUUUGAGAUUACCGAAAUUCAAGCUUUAUCAUUGGGAUCUCGGUGAUUAAGUUAUGGCAAAGUUGUGUAAUUUAAGGAUUAAUAAUACCUUUAUUUUUUUGAAGUA
Molecule: messenger RNA, 1537 nt
Organism: Anthonomus grandis grandis
Lineage: Eukaryota; Metazoa; Arthropoda; Insecta; Coleoptera; Curculionidae
Gene: PIG-L
Product: N-acetylglucosaminyl-phosphatidylinositol de-N-acetylase
Exons: 5
Coding region: 140-1063 (307 amino acids)
Biological process (GO): GPI anchor biosynthetic process
Cellular component (GO): endoplasmic reticulum
Molecular function (GO): N-acetylglucosaminylphosphatidylinositol deacetylase activity
Source: RefSeq, a predicted model, not a curated record